Molecule: messenger RNA, 6208 nt
Organism: Acanthopagrus latus (yellowfin seabream)
Lineage: Eukaryota; Metazoa; Chordata; Actinopteri; Spariformes; Sparidae
Product: arf-GAP with GTPase, ANK repeat and PH domain-containing protein 1-like
Exons: 20
Coding region: 1106-4753 (1215 amino acids)
Cellular component (GO): nucleus
Molecular function (GO): GTP binding; protein binding; GTPase activity
Source: RefSeq, a predicted model, not a curated record
UUACCUACGGAUGGAGUUUAAUUACAUGCUACAUAAUUCAGUUUCCCUUGCUGCACAUUUUUGUUCUCCCUCUACUUUAUGUCCCGCUGCAUUGAUCCAUAGACAUCUUUCCCUCCUGUGCAUCCUCACUUUCUGCCUCUGAGGGGACUGACAGUGGAGCAGGGAGAGAGAGCAGGAGCUGCUCAUAAAUCGCUCUGAGGAGGAGAGAAAGAGCUGGAGACCGAAGCAGAUGCACUGGCAGGAGCGGCGCUGAGGCUUUUUUUUUUCUUUCUCCCUCCUGCCUCUUUUGUUGUGUCGGCACAGAUAGAAACCCGAUGAACACGGGCAAGGACCACCUCGUCCUCCACCAUCACCUCACUGCAAGCCACUCAUCCCCAUCCUGUUUGCCAGGGCUGGAUCCAGUGUGGAGCAGGGUGUGCGGCAGGCUAACGGCGGGCUAGCAGGGGGGCUGCAAGGCUCUGUGGCAGCGAGAAGAGGAGGGGAAAAAAAGGAGGAGGGGCUGUGGUGAGCUGGUGGGCUUCCUCUGCCUCACAGACACAUUUUAUUGACUUGCUAAUUGGAUGAGGCACUCGGAGGAGAGGAUGCGGUGAACGAGAGGAGCUGCUCUCCAGAGGGAUACAGGCACAAGGAAGCAUUGCUCGGGCUGCAAAAAUCCGGCGACUUGUCUCUCUUUUUUAAAAGAAAAAAAUCUGGGGACAUAACAACAGAUGUUUUUCAGCAUCUCCCAGUGACCCUCACACCGUGCAUACAUAAUUUUAUGCAUGACAUUGUCGAACGGAGGCUCCAGCUGCCAGACGCUUCGUGACAAGUGAAUGAUUUCCAUUUUGAUGUUUUUACAGCCUGUUCCCUUUCCACCUGUUUUUUUUUUCUCUUGGACUCAUGAGCCGGAGCUCCUUUUUUUCCUUCUCAGCCUUGUUUGAUGUGUCGUUUGAUAGGAAUGGUAAUCUGAUGGCGAGGUAAAUCCUUCAUCAAAUCAGAUGUACAAGGGUGUGCAAUGGAUAUUCUUCAGGGGAAAAUGAAGUCUCGUCCCAGUUGCCAUGACUGAGGUGGGCAGGUCUGGGUAGGUCAGAGAGCAGGUGCCACUGUGCUGAAGUCUGCUGUCCCGAUGAGCAAGGCAGCCAACCCACAGAGACGCACCACCUACCUCAUUUCCCUCACUCUGGUGAAGGUUGAGGCUGUGCCAGAGGAGGAUGUAGCAGGGAACCAGAGGGAGGCUCUUCCAGAGGGGGAAGGGAGCCCUAAGAAGGAGGAGGAGGAGGAGGAGGAGGAGGAGAAGGAGCGGAGCUAUGCCCCUGAAAAGGAUGAAGGACCUGUAUGUACUCAAGUGCUGGAGAAAGAAAACACACAGGUGGAAGAGGAGGUGGAACAGGUCAAAUAUGGCAGCCCCAUUGAGAGCUGGGGGAAGCCUGAGAGGAGGGAAGCUCAUGGACACCAAAAAGACAUUGUAUCAGUCGGUAAAAGCAGUAAAGACACUUCUUUUGUACAUGCACCUGUCAGGCAGAUGGUCAAAGUCUAUGGAGGGACUACCUCUGAGGGAACAGUGCGCCGAGAGGGGCCUCGCUCAGAAGCCCUGCGCCCAAAGACGGAGCUCUACAGAGAGCCCCCCAUGCUGUUCCUGAAGGGUGAAAAUGGAGCGGACCUGAGCAGCCGCUCACGUUGCAGCCUCCCCUUUUCCAUCCCGCCACAAGUCAGCCAGCGUCCUGAAGUCAUGAUGAGGUCCCACACAGGAGGCAACUCGGCGUGCUGGAGGGAAGUCAGAGAGACCAACACAAGCCUCUAUCACUCUGCUAAGACUUUGGAUCGGAGGGAUAACCGUAUGGGGGACCAGUCCCCCUUAAUGGCAGCUACAACUCUGGGGCCUUACAGGGCAUCCUGGGCCGACAGCGACGGCAGGGGCACGCUCAUCCGCCCCGGAGCUCCCAUGAGCGGAGGAUUUUCAGGCAUCAUGACCAGGGACAGCCCUCAGGGGGAGAGGUUUAAGACGGUAUCUGUUUCUUUCCCAACACCUCCUGCCACCGAUGUGUCCAGGCCUCAGAGGAAAGGUACAAGUCGUACCUUGGACAACAGUGACCUACAUUCCCCCUCUGAGGACCUGAAGAAGGGGAAGGAGGGCCAGGGAGGAACAAUCCAACGAGCUCCUCCUCGCGACCGAAAGAUGCUGAAGUUCAUCAGUGGCAUUUUCACCAAAAGUGCAGCUGCGGCGCCCAGUGCCAACACUACACCCCCCCUAUAUCCAGCUGUGGAAAGAGGCUCGAGUGAGGAGGAAGCUGUGUGCACCAGCAGUCAGGAGUGGACCAUGAGCCAGCCUAUACAAGAGCUUCACCUGGGUGUUUUGGGAGGUCUGUGCAGCGGGAAGUCAGCUCUGGUCCACAGACACUUGACAGGAAGUUACCUGCAGCUGGAGAAUGCUGAAGGGCGCCAGUACAUUAAGGACGUCCUGGUAGAUGGACAAAGCCACCUGAUGAUAAUCAGAGAGGAGACAGAGCUCCCAGGUGCUCAGUUUGCAAGUUGGGUAGAUGCAGUUAUCCUGGUCUUCAGUUUGGAAAAUGAGUCCAGCUUCCAGGAAGUUUACAAAAUCUACCACCAGCUCGCUGUCCACCGGCCUGUUUCUGAGAUUCCUUUCGUAGUAGUCGGCACUCAGGAUAAGAUCAGCAGCACCAACCCCAGAGUAAUCGAUGAUGCCAGGGCCAGACAGCUCUGCUCAGAUGUGCGGCGCUGCACCUACUAUGAAACCUGCGCAACGUACGGCCUCAACGUGAACCGGGUCUUCACUGAUGCUGCUCAGAAGAUCAUGGCAGCCAAGAAGCAAGCUGCUCUGCUGGCUUCCUGUAAGUCUCUCCCCAACUCUCCAAGUCACUCUGGAGGUUCCACCCCAGUGUCAGGUGUCUUCCCAGGACAGGCCAGUAAUGGUGGCCAGAGCAGUGAUUACUCCUCAUCGCUUCCCUCCACUCCUGUGAUCAGCCAUAAAGAGAUCGGCAGGGCGGCGAGAGGAGAAAAACAGGAAAGUGCCACGCCCGGGUCAGUCCGGAGCGCCACCCGGAGACGCACCUCACGAUUUGCGGGCCGGAGAGGCAGUGACUCAAACAGAAGGAGUGCAGAGUGUAAGGGCGAUAUGGGGAGUGGACGCUUUAUUCCCAUCAAACAGGGCAUCUUGCUGAAACGCAGUGGGAACUCGCUCAACAAAGAGUGGAAGAAGAAGUAUGUCACGCUGUCCAACGACGGCAUACUGUCCUAUCACUCCAGUGUCAAUGACUACAUGCUGAAUGCCCCGGGGAAAGAGAUGGACCUGCUGCGAGUGACAGUGAAGGUGCCUGGAAAGAGACCGCCUCGUGCUGUACCCACCUGCGGCCUUCCAGUCGGCCUCAAUGGACGGGUUAAAGAUGUACCAGGACCUGAAGUUAUCAGCCCAGUCCCUGUAAGUGCCAGCAGCCUCCUGCAAGUGGAGGAGAUGGAAGGGCUGGGUGGCGCUCUGUUCCUGAGGGGUAACAGAGGGGUGCAGCGGUGUCCCUCUACACUGUCCAACCACGCUCAAAGUGUUGACUCUGCAGUUGAAGGCGUGUCUAGCUCCUCCUCCACCAAAGAUGUAGGCUCCUCAUCCCCGCUGACAGACAGGAAGAAGCAUCGCAGGAAGAAGAGCAUGAACCAGAAAGGAGACGCUACCCUUGGCCAAGCAGACGCCAAGCGCAAAAUGUGGAAACUUAAAAGCUUUGGUAGCUUAAGAAACGUAAGCAAGACAGACGAGGAUAACUUUGACUUCCUCGUCGUGUCGAGCACUGGCCAGACUUGGCACUUUGAAGCCCAGAGUGUGGAGGAGAGAGACUCGUGGGUCCAAGCCAUUGAGAGCCAGAUCCUGGCCAGCCUGCAGCUGUGUGAGAGCAGCAAAAACAAGGCUCGCAAGAACAGCCAGAGCGAGGCGGUCGCUCUGCAGGCAAUCCGCAACGCAAAGGGCAACAACUUCUGUGUUGACUGCGAUGCUCCAAAUCCAACCUGGGCCAGUCUGAACCUGGGAGCUCUCAUAUGCAUAGAGUGUUCAGGGAUCCACAGAAACUUGGGGACCCACCUGUCGCGCGUGCGCUCACUGGACCUUGAUGAUCUGCCACGGGAGCUCACGCUGGUUCUCAGUGCCAUCGGCAACCACAUGGUGAACAGCAUAUGGGAGGCGCGCACACUGGGCCGCCGUAAACCGGCACCUGAUGCUUCACGUGAGGAACGGGAGUCGUGGAUCAGGGCCAAAUAUGAGCAAAAACUGUUUGUGGCACCGUUGCCUCCUCCAACUCCUGGCGAGGGCCCAGACAUCACGCUAUCCGGCCGUCUUCUCUUGGCAGUGAUGGAACACAACCUCCCCAAGCUGCUGCUCCUUUUGGCCCACUGCACUAAGGAGGACAUUAACGCCCCCCUCAGCCUGGCGCUCUCCUCCAGGUCGAUCUUAGCGCUGCGACUGCCCGGCUCUGCCCUGCACGCUGCCUGUCAGCAGGCUGAUGUGGUGAUGACGCAGCUUCUUGUUUGGUAUGGCUGUGACGUUCGAUACCGGGACGCUCAGGGGCAGACGGCGCUGGUUCUGGCUCGCAGUGCUGGCAGCCAGGAGUGCGUCGACAUCUUGCUCCAGCACGGAUGCCCGAACGAGCCGGCUACCACGGUCGGCUUCGCGGCAGCCAUGACGCCGAGCCUGACAGUUGCCACGACACUGAAGAUCUCGCACAAGAGCGGCACCACCAGCUUGAGUUACAGCACGUCGAGAAGAGCCAUUUCGUAAUCGAAAUGUGGCUUGGUAGAGUGUGAGUGUGUGUGUCUUAGAGAGAGCUUGUCGCUUUGCCGUCCCAGUCACACAUGAACAGCAGGACUGAUGAACAUGUUGCCAGAUGUUGCACUCCCCGAGCUCUGAAAGGGCGUGCCUGCUCGAAAAGAUUUAAUUAAAACAAAAAGAGAAAUUUUCUGACAACACUUUCUACGGUAAGAUGAAGGAAGAUGAUUCAGUAGGAAUGUAUUGCACUGUGUACCAGCUGGUAUGAGUCAUAUUUCAUCAUGCAGUCAGUAUUCAAACUUUACUCUCCUCUCAGUUAAGAAUCAAAAUUUGCCUUCGGCCUCGAACAAGCUUAUCUGAGCAUUUAGAGCCCAGAAGUAAAGUACUGCAAUAAGUUUACGAUAUCAAAGAUGGACGUCUCUAUUUUUAAGUCCGUCUCUGCUUGAAAAUUCCAACAUUAAACACACAUCCACACUUCGUAUCUUCAUUGACAGUGAAUGUCAGUUUUAAAUUUAGAGUGCUGUGUGACUGUCAACACAGCCAGACAAGUCUUUCAGUGCAUAAAAGUUAAAAGUUGUGUGAGUUGAAAAAAAAAAAAAAAAAAGAAAAAAAAAGAAAAACCUUUACAGUGGCUGAAAAAGACAUGCUGUUUUAAAGAUAAUCAAAAUAACUGUAUAGAAAUGCAUUGAUAAAAGUAUUAUAAUUCUAAAAGUUUAAGAAGUGCUUCAUUUCUGAGAUUGUUAUUGUAUGAUUUGUACAGUCGGUUCUGUGUAUAAAACUCAAAGGGUUACGCGUAGCUGUUCAGAGAUUUGCUGUGCAGCGUCUUGGUUUCGGUUUUUCCUUUAAUAACCACCCAGAUUAACUCUUUGACAUCCAAGACUGAGAUUUCUAUGUUAUGUUUGUACCACUGUGCGUGACAUAAACACUGUACAUGAUGUGUGCAUUAUGACUCCAGCAGCAGCUCAUCAUCAAGGCCAGUGUAAUACUAGAUGUGUAAACGCCUUGAUUUUGAUUGAAUGUAUACAAAAACUGAUGGUUUAGUUCAUUAUGUUCCGGCACUAACGUGUGUUCUUUUUAGAUGAUGCAGUUUUUGGUGGACCGUUGAGGCGUUUUUCAUUUUUUACUUAACUAAUGUUAUUCCUGCUGUGACUAAUUAAUAGUUUAAUAGAUUAAAACUGGGAAGAGGUUCUGAUCUAUAAAACUGGGCCUUUUGAAUGACUAUGAUUAUAUUUGUAAGUGGCUGAAAAAUCAACAUGAAAUAGAAGAAUGUUGCCCAAUUUAAUAUUUUAAAAAAGGCAUAAGAGCGACCCUCCUGCAGUACUGUAUGUAUUUUUAUGUUAAUCUGAAGACGCCGCUGAGUGUACAUGUCUGUGAUGUAAGCAUCUCUCUCCAUUUGUAUUUUUUUACUCAUGCAAUGACUCAUAGAGCAUUCAUUAUCAAUACACUAAGGCUACUGCCCAAACUGUG